CUCAUCCAAACCUCAAUCACGUAUGAUUGCGUAGAGCGAGAGAAAUAGAAAGGUGAGCCCAUUCACGUCACACAUCCAUACGGAACGCAUUGGAAAUAAUUAUUUAGGCUACACCAAUCGUUUUGUAGGCAAUAAGAAAACAGGCGUUUUAUAGCCUACCUACGGACAAUAUUAACAACAAAACGCAUAUUUGUUUUCUUUCAUCAUAAUAGCCCAAUCACCAUGUUGCUGCUGCAUUCUCGCAGACCUUUAUCUUUCCCCGACAGUGCUCGGAGGGUAUGCAACUGGUAGAGGGGCUGGCACAAAUGCCCGGAGUCUCGAGAGUGAGUGGGGCAGCCAAAUUGACAGCCGCCUACCUCUUGUCGCCUCUCGAUUCGGCGUUGUAUUUGGCUUAAUAAAUUGAAAGUUUGAGGUGUUGCAUUAACGCAGCUGUUGAUACAAUUGUUUACAGUGAAGUUUAAGGUGUCUCGAAUGCAUUAUGGUGCUGGAUAUUUUGCCACUUACCGAAAUUCCGUGCAAAUGAGGAUUGUACAGAGGGGACAGUCGAUCUUGUCAGAGUUGGCGCUAUUCAACUGGAAUACCUGAGAUUCAAUUUUGUGCACGCACGCUCCGACAACAAACUUAUUUACCACUGUUGUAUAUUUUUUGAAUAGCCUACAUUUUGUAGCCAAGCUUUUAGCAGUGCGUAAAUUGUUAUAUGUUUUAUGAGUCAACGGCAUUUGAUGCUUUCCCUGGAAGUAUCGUUCCCCAAGAGGAUGCAGUCUAAAGCCCGAUGAUGCGCUGGACUUGGUGGAUCGGAAUGACAUUUGAGUAAACCCCCGUGGACCGUAAAUUCGAUUUUUUUCCACCCGGUUCUUUUUGCACCAAACAGCCAUCAAACAGUCGCACACAACUCGACCUCUGUCCAACGACUCUGGGCUCGGUUUCGGUUCGGCUCGCCCGCGAGGGAGAUGGCCGCAAUCGCCAGCUCCUUGAUCCGACAGAAACGCCAGGCGAGGGAGUCGAACAGUGACCGGGUCUCCACUACUAAACGGCGCCCCAGCCCCAGCAAAGACCCUCGUUCCAUAUGCGAGCGGCAUUUCUUGGGGGUCUUCAGCAAAGUCCGUUUCUGCAGUGGCAAGAAAAGACCAGCCGCUCGGCGGCGACCAGAUGCACCCUCCAAACCUCCACAGGUGUCCCGUAAGGGCGGCAGGCUAGAGCCGCAGCUGAAGGGCAUCGUGACACGGUUGUUCAGCCAGCAGGGCUUCUACCUGCAGAUGCAGCAGGACGGCUCUAUCGAUGGCAGCAAGGACGAGAACAGUGACUACACCCUGUUUAAUCUAAUUCCUGUGGGUCUGAGGGUGGUGGCCAUCCAAGGGGUGAAGGCCGGCCUCUACAUCGGAAUGAACGGAGAAGGAUUCCUCUACAGCUCAGAAAUGUUCACGCCGGAGUGCAAGUUUAAGGAGUCGGUGUUUGAGAAUUACUACGUGAUCUACUCGUCCACUGUGUACCGGCAGCAGGAGUCCGGUCGGGCCUGGUUCCUAGGCCUCACCAAGGAAGGUCAGGUCAUGAAGGGGAACAGGGUCAAGAAAACCAAGCCCUCCUCACACUUUGUCCCCAGGCCCAUUGAAGUGUGUAUGUACAGGGAGCCGUCACUGCAUGAGAUCGAGGAGAAACAGCGCUCCAGGAAGAGCUCAGGGACUCCCACCAUGAACGGAGGGAAAGCUGUCAACCAGAACUCCUAGCAGCAGGGCCCCAAGGGUGGGGGGCCACUAGGGGGGCCUGCCCCCCCCUCUCUUAAAUAGAGGGGGAGGGGCUACAGACCCCCCUCACCACCAUGCCCUCUGAAGGGAUGGACCACCACGAGGGGGAGGAGCUACACCCAAGAUGACAAAAAACUGAACUCUUGCCUGUGAAAAUCUUUUAGACGAAUAUCAAGAUAAACCCAGAGGAAAACAAAAAAACAACAACAAACAUUUUCAAUCAGGAGUUGACCUACGUUUUAUGCAAAAAAGAAAAAAAAAGCUGUGACAAAGGAAUGGUGGUCUCUUCACAAUACAAAUAUCUAUCGUUUCCAAUUUAAGCUGUGAAAAAUGAGCUUUAAAGACGUUCAAUUUCCCAUGCAUUGAUUUUAUGAAUGCUAGGGCACCCUCACAUGCUUAAUUGUGUUACUGUUGUCCAAUAAUAACAAUAUUACUUAUGUGUUGAUAACUCUUCAUCCCAAUUUAAUAUCAUGGGUAUUCUGUUUUUUGUUUGAGACUGUAGACAUUUGAAAAAUUGUUGGUGUUUUUUAUUGCUUGACAGUGAAUGCACUUUCACACUGCAUACACUUGUGUGAGGGUAAAGAA
Messenger RNA from Coregonus clupeaformis (lake whitefish), 2327 nucleotides. Its product is annotated as fibroblast growth factor 12. Gene Ontology annotation, molecular function: fibroblast growth factor receptor binding; growth factor activity. Gene Ontology annotation, cellular component: cytoplasm. Bases 951 to 1724 code for a protein of 257 amino acids. The record is from RefSeq and is a predicted model, not a curated record. Lineage: Eukaryota; Metazoa; Chordata; Actinopteri; Salmoniformes; Salmonidae. Gene Ontology annotation, biological process: animal organ morphogenesis; positive regulation of gene expression; positive regulation of cell population proliferation. The transcript has 6 exons.